This is a messenger RNA of Penicillium concentricum, 1323 nucleotides long. RefSeq lists its product as uncharacterized. The record is from RefSeq and is a predicted model, not a curated record. The transcript has 4 exons. NCBI's taxonomy places the organism in Eukaryota, Fungi, Ascomycota, Eurotiomycetes, Eurotiales, Aspergillaceae. The coding region runs from base 1 to 1323 and encodes 440 amino acids.
AUGAAGCCAAGUCCAUUUGAUAUGGGCUAUGCCCGACCUCUCGAAUUCACUCUCUCAGUCGUUGUGAGAACCAGCCCAAGCCCGCUCGACUUUCAAUUCGCCGCCGAUACCCUUCUCUCGCAAUGGCCUGUUCUGAACCUGCGAAUGAACCCGUUGAAGACAAAAUUCUUGCAUCCAAAAGACCCCGGGGAUCUGACUGAGGUGUGGGAAGGGAAAACAGUCAAUCAAAGACUCAGCGAGAUUAUCCGAGUUCCCUCCAAGCCGGACUCUCCACGACUGGUUGACUCUGAGGCACUCGAUAAUGUGUUAGACUUUGGCUAUGGAUUCUUGCAUGCAUGGAAGCAGCGAGUCUUCUCUAUACGAACGGUAUUUUUGAACGAUGCCUGCAUAAUAGGGUUCAAGUUUCUACAGCCCCUUUGCGAUGCAAAUGGUGCCCAUCGCAUAGUUCAGGCUUAUUGUACCCUUUUAAGGGGAGAGAGCAUUAGCCACGCCCUCCAUGCCCGACCAGAAUUGUCACUCAAAUCCAAAGUACUUGAAAAAUGCACUGAGAUGAUUCAGUCUCAUCAGAUCGCAGAUCUGCACAAAUAUUCAAUGCAUCGCACUUGGGCAGCCGGAAUCGGUGCUCUGGGGAAGCAGAUCGGGCGGGACAUGUGCUACCCUUCUGCAAGACGGAUCAGCAAGAGCUUGUUGAUCCCCCGAGGGAAAAUCCGAAGCUGGCUAAAAGAGGCUAAAAUUAAAAAGGUCAAAGUAACCGAGCAUGAUCUCUUGUUAGCUUUUCUCUACAAGGCUUGUUUACAUCCACCUACUCCCCACAGCUUCGGGCUAGUCAUCGACAUCUCAAAACAGCUCCAGUCCGAGACAAACCUCUCCAACCCCUGGUACAUGAUGCCGCUACCAGAUCCAAUGCCGACAAGCGAAUAUACCACUCCUUCAUUGGUCCGACUGGCAACAUACAUCCGUCGUGCAGUUGACGAGGCCAAGCAGCCCGAAUGCAUUGGAGAAAUCGUUGGGCAGCAUAAGAAGUUGAAGAAAAGUCCCAUGGUGCCGAAAUCAUAUGGCCAUAGAGCAGCUCAACCGCGCAUCGCUUCUUGGAAAAACCUGCCGCUUUAUGAUCUCGAUAUCCAAGGCGAAACGCCAAUUUUUGUACAGGGCAGUGUUGACUACUGUGGACUUUUGCGCGAGACUAAAAAUCACUUGGAUGAUUUGUUGGUGACAUGGAAGACGCGGGACCGGGAUGGGGAGGACGGUGGUUAUUGGGUUCAUGGGAGACUGCCUGAAGCUGUUUGGAGGUGCAUGGUGGAUAGUUUGAAACGCCGAGAUUGA